This is a messenger RNA of Pogoniulus pusillus (Red-fronted tinkerbird), 821 nucleotides long. It is a transcript of the gene UCN, whose product is annotated as urocortin. The record is from RefSeq and is a predicted model, not a curated record. The coding region runs from base 123 to 596 and encodes 157 amino acids. The transcript is spliced from 2 exons. Gene Ontology annotation, molecular function: hormone activity. Gene Ontology annotation, cellular component: extracellular region. Lineage: Eukaryota; Metazoa; Chordata; Aves; Piciformes; Lybiidae.
CCGGCGCUCGCUCCCAGCAGCCGCUCCGGUGCACCCCUCCCCCCCCGCCCCUACUUCCUAGUCGGUCGGUGCGUUCCCGGCGCUGACGUCAGCCCGAGCUCCUGGACCUAUAUAACCACCGAAUGCGCCGCCGGCUCAGCUCCCGCGGGACCACCGCUUUCCACUCCACCGGCGGCACACCAGAGGGGACAAGGAACCGGGGACAACACACCGGGUACGGGACAGGGGACCGGGGACAGCGCACCGGGCACGGGAUGAUGCACAGAUCCUUACCCGUGCGCUGGGUGCGGCUGGAGCCGAGGAUGCGGCAGGCGCUGCUCACCCUCCUGCUGUUGCUCGCUCGUCCGCCGCCCGCCGCCGCCCGCCCCGACGGCUCCGUCACAGCGGCAGGUGCCGGGACUCGAGACCAGCCCCUACACUGGCCGCCGCUGGCUCCGCCGUCGCCGGGGCCGUGGCGAGGGCGGCGAGACGAGCCACCGCUCUCCAUCGACCUCACCUUUCACCUCCUGCGGCAUCUCCUGCUUCUUGCCCGCGCCCAGAGCCAGCGCGCCCGCGCCGACAGCAACCGCCGCAUCCUUGACGCCGUGGGACGCUGAGCGCCGGCCCGGGAUCCCUCCGUGGUCCUUCGGACCCCAUCGAGGCUGCGCUGGGAUCCGGCCACCGUCUCAGCCUCUAUACCGCUGUCCGCUCAGCUCUUCACUGGCAAACUCGCCGGGACCAGGACCGGGACCGGCUCCGGGCUGCCCCCGUCCCGUCCUCUGAGCUGGGGCAAGUGGGCAUGGUACCAGCCCCGCGACGGGCUCGCACCGAUUUUGUAAUAA